AUCCCGCAACCUCCACGGGCAUCCUUCGACCAGCCGAUCCCCGCCGCGGCAGCCAUGUGUGUCGAGAGGCUCCGCGCCUCCCUCAGCCUGAUGGCCCGUCGGUGCUUCAUCCUCUAUCUCGGCGUCUCGGUCUAUCUUGCCCUCAAGCUCACCCAGUUUUCGCUGCGCAACCGUACCGGCCCGCUGGACCAGGCCCACCGCGACCAAGUGUGGAUGCAAUCCCACGAGCGGGAAGCCAAGCGCAUCUACCAAGCCAUCGUCCAUCUCCAGGGCCUGUGGAUCAAGGCCGGGCAGUAUCUCAGCACCCGGAGCGACUUUAUGCCUACUCCGUUCGUCCAAGAGUUCCGCCAGCUGCAGGACUCGCUCCCCCCACGCCCCUUCGGCGUCAUUCAGCACUCGGUGUGUGCGUCGCUCAGAAUUGCUCGGCUCUCGGAAAUCUUCAAGGAGUUUGACGAGGAGCCGCUGGCCACGGCGUCAAUCGCACAGGUGCAUCGAGCCGUGCUUGCCGACUAUCGUGGCGGGCACACCGUCGUUGUCAAGGUCCGCCACGACAACAUCGAGGAGAGAAUCCUGCAGGACCUCAAGGACCUCAAGCUCAUCAUCAAGGUGGUUGCCUUCCUGGAGCCCAAGUAUGACUUUGGCCCGAUCGUCUCGGAAUGGACCCAGGAAGUGCCCAAGGAGCUGAACUUUGUCAACGAGGCCAACAACACCAUCGAAAUCAGAGACUCGAUUCUGCGGCACAAUCGCAACUACGAGCCGAGCCAUCCGCUCUAUAUCGACUGCGUCUUCUCCAACCCAGUGGCCUCCCUCACGACCUCGGACAUCAUGGUGAUGUCUUUCAUUGAUGGACAUCGACUGCUCGAUGUCAAAGCCCAUUUGGAGCACCGCGUCGACACAGAUGAGAUUGUCAAGCAAGUCAUCCGCGCAUAUGCCUUCCAGAUAUUCGUCAUUGGAUUCUGGAACUCUGACCCACAUCCGGGCAAUUUUCUCGUCACACAAGUCGACGGGCGCUAUGUCCCUGCUCUGCUAGACUUUGGUUUGACCAAGCGAGCGACAGAGAAGGAGGUCAUGGCUUUAUCCCGAAUUCUCCUUUCGGCCGGAAAUAUGGACUUUUCAAGCCUGCUCUCUGGUCUGCAAGAACUGGGGUUCCGUUUCUCGAUCGACGAUCCGGAAGGCGCCAUGGAGGCUGUCCGAUACAUCUUCCGCAAUUCAGACGACAAUGGCUGGGCGACAGAGUCUCCGAAGCCACGAUACGGAAAGCGUCCUACACAAGAAAGCGCCGACGUUCACGAGCUUCAAAAUCAAAGCUCGCGUGAGAGUCUUAUUCCAAACGGAAAGAAGGCCAAGAAGCGGUUUGGUUCUUCAUGGAAGCUCAAGCGGCGACGCAGAAGGAGGCGCCACCAGAACCUCGGCCUGCAAGCCUUUCCUGGCGUGAUGGUGUUUUUCGCCAGGGUCAUCCAGCUCCUUCGAGGACUGUCCAUUACAAUGGACUCGAAUCAAAACUACAUGGACAUCAUGGUUCCGUUUGCGAAGCGCCACAUCGAAAUGAAGCUGGACUCUGAGACGGCGCUUUACGGAAACCUGUCGCGGCCGUCGCUGUGCUCGCCCAGCCCGCUGGAUGAGAGGCUCCGAGCCAUUGUCCGGGACAUGAUCCAGACGCAAGACAUCAUCGGCUGCCAGAUAUGCGUUAUGCAAGACAACGUCCGAGUCGUCGACAUUGCAGCAGGCAUCCAGGGCUCGUUCGAUCCCACCGCCGUGAGCCACGAUUCGCUGUUCCCCGUGUUCUCAUGCACCAAGGCAGUCGCUGCAGCGGCCCUCCACCUGCUCGUCCAGCGCAGACUGGUCAGCUACGACGACUAUGUUGUGACGCACUGGAAGACCUUUGCGCGCAACCUCAUCGAUCCGUCCUUUGCGAGCCUGAAGGAAACAACCAAGAUCAAGCACAUUCUCAACCACACCUCUGGUCUCGAAAACGCCGGAAGCGAGCUGUUUGCCCAGGACCCCUUCAAGAUCGCUGACUGGAAACUGAUGAUCGCUGAGAUGGAAAGAGCCAUUCCGGCGAGCGAGCCCGGCACACACAUGGCAUACCACUAUCUGUCCUUCGGAUGGCUUGUGGGCGGCAUCGUGGAAUCCGUCACAGGCGUCUCCUUUGGCGCAUUCCUGAAGGACGAGAUCCUCGACAAGAUCGGCAUCACAGACCUGGGAGGAUAUGUCGGCAUCCCCACGGGAGUCGAGUCGAGACUGGCGUCGGUAGAAUGGAAGCUCGAAGAACUUCAGACACUGCUCAAGAACAUCACUGGCCAAGACGACCAGCAGAAGGACAGUAAGACUCCGGCAAGCCCUGGUUCCAAGCCGGAAACCUUUCAGACUGAGCUUCCCACAGACGAGUUCACCGAAACCAAGAAGCACUUCCUUGAGGAAAUGAAGAGGAUGCCCGGCUCGGUCUUCGACCCGCAGGCCUCGACUCGCUUCCCGGUUGACGAAAGCCCUGCCACUGAGAGCCCGCUUGAAUCGCUGGAAGAUAAGAUGGGAGAGCGGCUCGAAAGCAUCGCUGAGCUCGCCGAGUUCGCUAAACAGCGACAGGAUCGGCUGGAUGGGUCGGCCGCACCCGUUCGACGGCCGCUUGGCCUGCAGCAGCGCGACAUCAGACUUCCUGCGUCUGUUCGGCCCGUGACUCCAAAGCAGCCCGGACCCUUGAUCCAGAUUGAUAUCGAUCGCCGCUAUGGCCUCGAUAUCGAAGAGCCAACAACGCUUCGUCGGCAGAUCCAGCCAAUGUUUGGAUUCAAGAUCAAUCCGAUGGCGUCGAAUCCUGCGUUUUUCAACCAUCUUUACAUCCGCCGAGCGGUGAUUCCGUCGGCCAAUGGCAAUUUCUCGGCUCGGGCGCUGGCUCAUUUCUACCACCACUUGGUCGAGUGCUGCCAGCAUGAUGGACGACGCAGAGAAGCCAGCACCUCAGCAAGAACUAGACUCUUCAGCCGAGAGACCGUCAUGAAGAUGAAGAUGGGCGACGACGAGACUGGCGAUGGCUUUGGAUACGGACUGCGGCGCUACGAGUUUUUCGAUGGAGAUCCGCCGUCGCCUCGCCAAGAUGCGUCGAGCAAUGCCGGUCCAAGCCCCAAGUUCACGGCAUUCGGUCACAGCGGCAUGGGUGGCUCCAUCGCCAUCUGCUGCCCGGAGCUGGGCGUAUCCAUUGCGAUCGUCGUCAACAAGCUCAGCCUGGUGAACGGGCGGGUGACCCAGACCCUACUCGAGACCAUCGGCGAGCACUUGGGCAUGGGUCGCCCGAGAUUCCGCGGGUUCGGAAGCGACGACGAGUCGAAACAUGGCCUCGACACUGGCAUCAACCCGCUCUACAUGUGAUGAUCGCCAUCCCAGCCCCAUACCGCUCCGCGCUCCUCCCACACGCGGACUCUAUGUCGAGGGCGAGAGAUUGCAAUGCCGCCUCUGUUGCCCUCAGCCUGUGCUAUGCCUUUCUAGAUCCCUGUGGCGCCAUAGCUGCGAACACUGGCGCCAUCACCUGCUCGUUUUUUUCAAUCUUCGACUAUGUUUGCCUAUAGACGUACAAUUACCCACCCAAGAAAUAAAGAAUGACGUGUAUUUGAAUGGAU
Messenger RNA from Polychytrium aggregatum, 3608 nucleotides. Its product is annotated as beta-lactamase/transpeptidase-like protein. The coding region runs from base 55 to 3360 and encodes 1101 amino acids. NCBI's taxonomy places the organism in Eukaryota, Fungi, Chytridiomycota, Chytridiomycetes, Polychytriales. The transcript is spliced from 8 exons. The record is from RefSeq and is a predicted model, not a curated record.